AUGGAUAACCUGAUCAGUCAAGGAGGGUACGGGGAGGUGUACAAAGGAACUUUCAACGGACUCUCAGUCGCAGUUAAGAGGAUGUUGCCAGCACACCGCAAGAGCGUCGCCCACGUCAACAACUUCUUGGCUGAAGUCAAACUAAUGGCAUCACUUGACCACUCACGUAUUGUUCAAUUCGUGGGUGUCGCGUGGGAUGCGCUUAGUGAUGUUUGUGCCAUUAUUGAGUUCAUGGAUGGUGGGGAUUUGAGAGGACUGCUCACGUCGUAUCAUAAUCACCACCAUCCCGUUGGCUUCGACUGUGACAAAGUGAAGAUCGCUCUGCAUGUUGCGCACGCUCUCACAUAUCUCCAUUCCUUGAGUCCUGUAGUGAUCCAUCGCGAUCUCAAGUCGAGGAAUAUUCUACUCACAUCGGAUCUAGAUGCCAAGUUGACGGACUUCGGUGUGUCUCGCGAACGUGUAGACCAUACGAUGACGGCUGGAGUGGGUACGUCGUUGUGGAUGGCACCGGAAGUUCUCAUGGGAGAACGGUACGACGACAAGGCCGAUAUUUUCUCGUUCGGGGUAGUGUUGUCGGAACUGGAUCUGCAGGUUCUGCCUUACUCUCAUGCCACUGACAGCGAUGGAUCAGGCCACCGUAUGCGUGACUUGGCGAUUCUCCAGCGGAUGGCAAUGGGGAAGUUGCGUGUCCAGUUUUCGUGCGACGCAUUGGCGUCGAUGGUCGAUCUGGGGAAUGCGUGUGUUUCCUUGGCCCCGAAAGACCGACCGACUGCGGCUGAAGUGCUGUACAGGCUACAGACAAUUCAACGUGACGAACGGCUACCAGCUUCAACAUGAUCCUUCGUCGAGAACCGAUAUUGCUGUGUUGUGUUAUCUCCAGAUAUUCGAUCUUAAUAGGAGUUGAGGUACACCCUCUCGGUAAGAACCUUAUUCGUGUAGUAGUGGUGAAUAGUAUCCAUUAAUUUGAGGCUAACACGUAGAACCCUACAUCUUUUCUA
This is a messenger RNA of Phytophthora nicotianae INRA-310, 998 nucleotides long. Its product is annotated as TKL protein kinase. Gene Ontology annotation, molecular function: protein kinase activity; ATP binding. Bases 1 to 837 code for a protein of 278 amino acids. The transcript has a single exon. NCBI's taxonomy places the organism in Eukaryota, Oomycota, Peronosporomycetes, Peronosporales, Peronosporaceae. Gene Ontology annotation, biological process: protein phosphorylation. The record is from RefSeq and is a predicted model, not a curated record.